Indicator indicator is the source of this 960-nucleotide messenger RNA. RefSeq names its product NOP protein chaperone 1 (gene NOPCHAP1). The coding region runs from base 1 to 477 and encodes 158 amino acids. The record is from RefSeq and is a predicted model, not a curated record. Gene Ontology annotation, biological process: box C/D snoRNP assembly. Gene Ontology annotation, molecular function: box C/D methylation guide snoRNP complex binding. Lineage: Eukaryota; Metazoa; Chordata; Aves; Piciformes; Indicatoridae. The transcript is spliced from 4 exons.
AUGGCGGGCGAUGGCGGAGCUGCGGGACCGGCGGCUUCUCGGGAGCUGCUGGCCGUGGGGCUCCGAGGAGGGCUGGAGGAAACUUUGUUGAUUAGUCCAAAAUGUAGCAGCAAGAAGGCCACAACUUUACAGACAGUAAGGAUGCCAAGGAGUAAUGUUUUGGAUCAAGUUCAGAGCUUUUUACCAAAGAUGGCCCAUGCAAAUGAUGAAUUAAGAAGAAAAAUGUUAACAGCACCAGCUCAUCAGUUUGAUAUCGAAAAUAUAGACAGCACAACAGAAAAAGUUAUAGAAAUGAAUGUUGCUGUAGUUGAAAUGAGUGAUUCUGAUACAGAUGAAGAGAUUCUAACUUCAGAAGAUGACUGGGAAUCUGAAGAUGACUGUAUUUUUAAUGAAGUGACAAUAGACAACAUUAAAUUCCCUAAACAGAACAGAGAAAAGGGCAAAAUAGAGAUUUUGGACAGCAAAGUGAAUAAGUAAAUCUGUUUUCUUUUACUUCAGAAACAAAACCCCAAGACAAACAAAACAACAACAGGAAAAAAACCCACCCCAAAAUGCAAAUUGUGUUGUCUUACUUUGAAGACUUGGCCCUUAAACUUUCCUAGUAUAGCAUCCCUCAGGAUCAUGUGAAACACUAUAGUUUAAACGGUGAAAAAUUCAGGAUCCACUCAUGACUGAAGCAGGCUGGACUUCUUAAGAAUUAAUUACAGUUUUAUUCAGCUAACAACAUGGAAAAUAACUUGGUAUUAGUUUAGGUUAAGAAAGCAGCUAGAGUUUGGGGCACUCGAACGAAUUAAGUUAAAGUUCUUGUUCCAUGGCUUUGUCAAAGAUUUGUGUAUCAUGCUGGAUGUCUUUGCCUCAAGGGUGGGAAAGACUUAACUAGGAAAGAUGCUUUGUUUUUUAUACUCCAUGUCUUGCAAAUGUAUGAUGUCAUAUACAAUGCCUUCAAUAUUAAACAUUCUC